Molecule: messenger RNA, 1672 nt
Organism: Solanum stenotomum
Lineage: Eukaryota; Viridiplantae; Streptophyta; Magnoliopsida; Solanales; Solanaceae
Product: squamosa promoter-binding-like protein 6
Exons: 3
Coding region: 237-1607 (456 amino acids)
Cellular component (GO): nucleus
Molecular function (GO): DNA binding
Source: RefSeq, a predicted model, not a curated record
ACUGGACCACUUUUUCACUCACCAACUAUAGCUAUCCUUACCUUCCAUACUUGGUUUGCUUCCAUUAAGGAGGCACGUAUUUAACUUGUCCACUACUUUCUUCCUCACACCUCUUUCUUUUUCAAGACUCUUGAAUGAAUUUUCUGCAAAAUUUGGUAGUUUAUUUGUGAAUGUUGUUGACGGAUUUGUGGAGUGUAUUGGAGUAUAUGGAUCGGAGUUGAAAAAUAAAAAUAAAAAUGGAGUCUUGGAGCUAUGUCUCUGGGGUUAAGGGUUUUGUGUCUGAGGAAUCUGUUUCUGUUGAUGAUGGAAUCACCCCAUGCAGCUGGAGUCAACAAGGAGUGAAAAAUCAACAAGUGGGUUCUCAAAUUAGAGAUGCUUUUGGUGGGGAAGAUGAGUCUAGUUCCAAUCACUCAAGUUCUACAUAUUCUAAAGAUUCAUUACUUAUUGAUUUGAAGCUUGGUAGAGGCAGAUUUCUGGAUGCGAAGAAUUUCAAUUUGUCUUCAACUAAGAGAAAUAGAGCUGGAGGUUUGACCUCAUUUUGCCAAGUUCAAGGUUGUGGGAAGGAUCUUACUUCCUGCAAGGACUACCACAAGAGGCAUAAAGUAUGUGAGAUUCACUCAAAGACUGCUAAGGUCAUUGUAAAUGGCAUUCAACAGAGGUUUUGUCAGCAAUGUAGCAGGUUCCAUUUGCUAGCUGAAUUUGAUGAUGGAAAACGCAGCUGCCGCAAGCGACUUGCUGGUCAUAAUGAGAGGAGAAGGAAGCCUCACACUGGUCUGCACUCUGGCAGAGCAGGAAAGCACUUUCAACCAUUUUCUGGUACAAGGUUUCAAGGUAGUUCCUUUGCAACAUCAUCCUUCAUUUGCCAGGAUAUACUUGGCAGCAGUCUUCUUCAUCAACCAAAACAUGAUAUGCAUGACUGGUAUAAGAAUGUAAAGGUUGAACAUUGUUCUGAUUACAGUCCUCAACUCACCAUGCCUUUUACAAAUAAACACUCACAACCUAGACCCCUUUUCACUUCAUACCAUACUGACAAACACUGUCCAGCUCUCCAUGAUGAAGGAAUAACAACUAUAACAAGAAGCAAAAAUAAUGAAAGUAGCAACUCAUAUCUGAAUGACAUUGGAGGCUCAGAUUUUGUUUCCCGCUCUCUGUUCCACAGCACCUCAAUAGGGAGCGAAGUCUUGAAUGUUAUGGACUCGGCCUCUCCUUUUCAAGGGAUAUCAAACUCUGGCUGUGCUCUCUCUCUUCUGUCAUCUCAAUCACAGGACUCAUCAAAUUAUUCAUCUGUAGUUCCUCCUAGUGCUCACCACCUUAUUACACCUCGCAGUAACACCCAUUACAACAUGACACAGACAUCUGAAUGUUUCCCAGGAGCUAGCCCAAAGGGUUCAACAAGUACAGUGUCCUAUAUUUAUAAUUUAUCUGAAGUAAUUUCUGCAGAGGGUCACCUGGAACAGAUGCUAAGAAACAAUUGUGGAAGUCUUCAAGGAUCAGAUUACGUGAACACCAGGAAUCUACUUUCUUGUGAAGAUGGUACCACUAUUGAUUUGCUUCAGUUGUCGUCGCAGCUUCAUCAAGUGGAGCAUCAAAGACAUUCCAUGAAAUGAAGCAGCAUGGCCACACUUUUUCCAGCCUCUGAAUACUUGAGCAGGUAACUAAAUAACGUUGGUAC